Messenger RNA from Nicotiana tabacum (common tobacco), 1895 nucleotides. Its product is annotated as diacylglycerol kinase 5-like. Lineage: Eukaryota; Viridiplantae; Streptophyta; Magnoliopsida; Solanales; Solanaceae. Gene Ontology annotation, molecular function: ATP-dependent diacylglycerol kinase activity. Gene Ontology annotation, cellular component: membrane. Gene Ontology annotation, biological process: phospholipase C-activating G protein-coupled receptor signaling pathway. The record is from RefSeq and is a predicted model, not a curated record.
UUAAUUCUCAUUCUCAUUGGCUAAUUUUAGAUCCGAGUUAAGUCAAUUCUCCUCCCAAAAAUUGUUGCAUAUUCUGAUUCCGCUGGAAUUUCUCAAUCAAAUAAUCCUCUGUUUUCUCAGGUAACAUUAUUUAUGGCCUCUCCCGAAAGCAACUCCAACGGAAACCUAGAGAGAGAGUUCUAUAUUCCUACCUAUAUACUUGCACCGGAUGCAAGUCAGAGUGAAGAUUUACAGUUGCCUGAUGUACCUACAUGCCCUGUGCUAGUAUUCAUCAACUCUAAAAGUGGAGGUCAACUUGGUGGAGAUCUUCUUCAUACAUAUCGAUCACUUCUUAACAAAUAUCAGGUUUUUGAUUUGGGAGAAGAAACCCCUGAUAGUGUUUUACGGAGACUGUAUUUGAAUCUAGAAAAGCUAAAGAACAAUGGUGAUGAAUUUGCCACCAAACUUGAGGAGAGACUGAGGAUAAUUGUUGCAGGUGGAGAUGGCACAGCUGGCUGGCUUCUUGGAGUUGUAUCUGAUCUCAAACUAUCUCAGCCACCACCAAUUGCUACUGUGCCUUUGGGAACUGGAAACAACCUUCCAUUUGCUUUUGGUUGGGGCAAGAAGAAUCCAGGAACUGACAAGAACUCGGUUAUCUCAUUCAUGAAGCAAGUAAUGGAUGCAAAAGAAAUGAAGAUAGACAGUUGGCACAUUCUAAUGAGGAUGAGAGCACCAAAAGAGGGUUCUUGUGAUCCUAUUGCACCACUUGAAUUGCCUCAUUCGUUGCAUGCGUUUCACCGGGUGUCUUCAUCUGACGAUCUUAAUGUGGAAGGAUACCAUACAUUUCGUGGAGGAUUCUGGAAUUAUUUCAGCAUGGGGAUGGAUGCACAAGUAUCAUAUGCAUUUCAUUCAGAAAGAAAGAUGCAUCCAGAAAAAUUCAAAAACCAGCUUAUCAAUCAGAGUACAUAUGCAAGGCUUGGAUGUACACAAGGAUGGUUUUUUGCGUCCCUUUUUCAUCCUUCUUCAAGGAACAUAGCUCAACUGGCCAAGGUUAAGAUAAUGAAAAAGCAAGGUGAAUGGCAGGACCUUCACAUCCCUCACAGUAUCAGGUCAAUUGUUUGCCUAAACCUGCCUAGCUUUUCUGGUGGACUGAAUCCUUGGGGAACACCAAAUAGUAACAAGCGUCGAGAUAGGGACUUGACUCCACCAUUUGUUGAUGAUGGCCAUCUUGAAGUUGUGGGCUUUAGAGAUGCUUGGCAUGGAAUGGUUCUUCUUGCUCCAAAUGGGCAUGGGACGCGGCUUGCACAGGCACAUAGAAUUCGGUUUGAGUUCCAUAAGGGCGCAGCUGACCACACAUUCAUGAGGAUUGAUGGGGAACCAUGGAAGCAACCCCUCCCUGUAGAUGAUGACACCGUUGUGGUAGAAAUCGCUCAUCUUGGCCAGGUUAAGAUGCUUGCAACCCAUGGUUGCAGAUCCAAAAGUACGCACGACCCUUCAAACCACGUCAAUCAUGAUGGUGAUGACGGGGAUAGUGGUGAAGAGGAUUCGGUGGUGGAAGAGCAGAGGAAGUUUGGGGCAGCAGACACAUUCAAAAUUCCUGAUGAAGUUGACAUUUCUCAUCUCAGUUGAUUCUGUUAUCUCUCGUCGUUCAAAGUUUGCUUCUACCACAACCUCCAUAUUAAGUUUGUGGUGUAGUAGAUGAAAAAUGAUGGUUCGUGUGCGAUAUAAUGACAUUGACAUUUCAGUAUCUGCAUAGGGAAUUUCCUGGUAAAUUUUAGUGUAAAUGUGUUAGUUGAAUUACUCGGUAUAUGAUACUGGAGAACCUUGAAGGCCUCUCUCUAUUUAUGAACAGUAAACCUUUUAUAGGCAAAUGUUUGAGCCUAAAUUCUUGGUUUUUAAACUUGCAUUUUCUGUCA